Trachemys scripta elegans is the source of this 2720-nucleotide messenger RNA. It is a transcript of the gene STKLD1, whose product is annotated as serine/threonine kinase like domain containing 1. Gene Ontology annotation, molecular function: protein serine/threonine kinase activity; ATP binding. The record is from RefSeq and is a predicted model, not a curated record. The transcript has 19 exons. Bases 356 to 2173 code for a protein of 605 amino acids. Lineage: Eukaryota; Metazoa; Chordata; Testudines; Emydidae. Gene Ontology annotation, biological process: protein phosphorylation.
CCAGAGGAGGGGGAACUGAGGGUGCCUGUUGCCCAGGGGGAGCUGGGGGCUGCACAGUGAGGGAGGCUCUGAGGUGUUUUUGUGCCCUGGUUCCCCCAUGUUUAUCAAUGCCUGUUCCCCCCACGUAGGUGCUGGAGCAGCUGGAGCCCGGGGCUCUGGGCACAAUGCUGGUGGUGGAGUUAAAAACGGAGAAAGAAGGUGCUGGGAGGAAAUAUGUGCUGAAGCAGGUUGAAUGCAUUGAUGAACAACAAGCAAAUGAAGCCCUGAAGGAGCUCUGUAGUGCCAUGAGCACAGCUUUGGGAGAGUGAGCUGAAUUCUGUUCCAGCUCAUACAUCAACAACAGAAUUUUUAAGCAAUGGAUCUGCUGAAACUUCAGCAUUCAAACAUCUGCAUUUACAAAGAAUUGUUUAUCACCUGGGAUAAUAAGAUUUCAUCUCUAUUUCUUUGUCUGGUGAUGCAACACUCAAGCCAAGGAGACCUUUCAUCUCUGAUCAAGGCAAAAAGAAAGAAGCGAGAGAAAGUAGAAGAUAUGGUGCUUCAGAAGUUCCUGGGGCAGAUGGUGGAUGCUUUGUUUUAUAUACACAAACAAAAUGUUUUUCACAGAAACCUCAAACCGUCUAACAUCCUUUUAACUGAUGAAGUAUCCUUCAUGCUUUGCGAUUUCAGUGUAGAAACUCUUAUGACUGAUGAAAUGAAAUGGAAGAUAAGAGUGGAAGAAGAUCCUGACUCUAAAUCCUGGAUGUCCCCUGAAGCACUCUGCUUUUCCUUUAGUGAGAAGUCUGACAUUUGGUCUUUAGGAUGUAUUCUACUAGACAUGAUGACCUGCUUCUUUCUGAAGGUGAAAGACACAAAUUCAUUACUGCAGGAUAUUAGAAAGGACACCAGUAGUCUUGAGAGAGUUCUGACGUUAAUGCAGAAAGGGAAUAAAGAGACUCUGCCUUUGUCUCAAAUUUUACUUAUGAUGCUACAGAUUCAGCCCAGUAUGAGACCCUCAGCAAAGGAUCUGGCUGAUAUUCCAUAUGUUAUGGAAUGUUUGACUCUUGCUGGUUCCUCUUUAUCAAAACAGGAAAAAACCUUGCCUUCAGCAAUUUUAGAUAUGCUCCUUGAAGGAGGAAUUGGAAGUAUUUUAGAAUUUAUGCAGACUUACUGGGACAUAGAGCAGGCUCAAGCAAAAGCCAUAAAGCGCCUUGCCAGCUUACUAGGAGAAGAAAAUGGUAUGGCCUUAAUGUGUUUGCUAGAACUUCUGGAUCCUGUCACUUGUGCAAUGAGGACUCAUAUAGAUUCUCUAGAGCUACAAUUAGAUGGCUGCAGAUUACUGCUUGACAUUAUUGGCCAAGCCCUACAAGAGAAUGUGGAUGUGGAGAUGCUAGUUGGUGAGGAAGGAAUCCAUUCUCUGUUAAAGACAAUGAGAACAUAUUCUGAAAAUGAAGAACUGCUCUCAAUGACCUGCACUUUACUAAUGAUGAUUUCAGCCAGUGAAAUGGUUGCAGAAGCACUGAGGAAAGCUGGAGUCAUCACAGAUGUUCUGUCAAUUAUAAGCAAUUUUCCUCAGAACAGACAGAUCUGCCUUUCUUGCUCUGGUAUUCUUUGGAGCUUGGCUGUGAAUGAAAGUAACAUGGGGCAAGCAUCACUAAAAAAUGCUGUCCAGAUUAUCACUGGAGUCCUCCAAGAACACCGUGAGGAUGGAGAGGUGGUUGAGUCGGCUUGCUCUGCCCUCUGGGUUCUGACACUUCAGGGCUGCUUAAUUGAAAGCCAGUAUGAACCAACAACUCUGCUUUUGUUGGAUGCUCUCAGGAUGAAUCCAGAAAGACCAGUGCUGGUGAAGAAUACCUGCUUGGCAUUGGCAAGCCUCCUAAGGAUAUCUGAGUUAUCUGCUUUCAGACUUAUCGUAACAGAUACAAAGGGCAGUGGAAUAAGCCUGAUCAGAGACUCCUACCACUUUCACUGUGAUGAUCCAGAAGUGGUGGAGAACAUCUGUAUGCUGAUUAAUGAGAUGGUUCAGUACGGAGAUAAUUACCCUUGUGGAUUCAGCACUUUUGAAACUGCAGAAGUAAGGAUGAUCAAGAAACAGGAUCUGAAAGAAAAAUAUUUCCAUUGUAAAGAAUGCAGUAGCAGGAUACUUCAUACAGCGGAGUGCACCACUCCCAUCGAUUCAAAGGCGUUCACAACAUGAACAAGUGCGAUUGCCACAGUCAGAGCCCCAACCAAUUUGCGUAACCUGGCUCAGAUGGUGCCAUCUUCGGGAGGUGCUGCCUGUGGAGCUUGUAUGCCCCAGCACGGCAUACUCCAGUCUGAUGCAAGUAGCCGAGUGUCUCUGUAUUAAUGAUGCCACUGGCCUCACUGAAGAACUUCACAGACUGUGCUUUGGCCUUCCCUAAAUAUGCAAAUAACUUGAGCAACCUGCUGAUUCCUAGACUAGAAGGAAAUGUUAAAACUAUAUAAAAUGUGCCAUGAGUGCCCUAAUGUCCAUAAAGAGCAGAUAAAAACAGGAGAUCCUAAGGUCUCAUCUGAAAGACUCAGUCAUUGGAUAGCUGAAUGAUGCUGUACUUUAACCUACUCUGGAAUGACAAAAGACUGAGUGGACCAGCUGCAAUCUGAACCUAUGGUUCCAGAGAGGGGAGGUGUUUUACCUGAUGCUUCAGCUAACAUUCUGGGGUGACAAGUCAGUCACUGAAGAUGGGGGCUUCAAAGCAAUAAAUAUCUAACCACGUACCUUUAAG